This is a messenger RNA of Betta splendens (Siamese fighting fish), 4386 nucleotides long. It is a transcript of the gene nfatc2a, whose product is annotated as nuclear factor of activated T cells 2a. Gene Ontology annotation, biological process: cytokine production; calcineurin-NFAT signaling cascade; regulation of transcription by RNA polymerase II. The record is from RefSeq and is a predicted model, not a curated record. Gene Ontology annotation, molecular function: DNA-binding transcription factor activity, RNA polymerase II-specific; transcription factor binding; RNA polymerase II cis-regulatory region sequence-specific DNA binding. NCBI's taxonomy places the organism in Eukaryota, Metazoa, Chordata, Actinopteri, Anabantiformes, Osphronemidae. The transcript has 10 exons. Bases 388 to 3051 code for a protein of 887 amino acids. Gene Ontology annotation, cellular component: transcription regulator complex.
UUGCUGCGGCGUGUCAGACACCCGGGGGCAGCAGCAGCCCGUCAGAGUCACGGCGAUCGCUUUGAACGCGGCUGUUGAGUCAACACUCCCACGGCGCGCGAUGCGCCGCUUUCGCGCGCACGCGCACCCUCCCGCCGCCGACGUCGGCGUGCGAUCGCGCUCAGAGACGAAAACUCCGCGUGGAAGUUGAACGCGGACACGCCCACGUCUGAAAAUAACUGCGGGCGAGGUGAAACAGGAAACUCGCGCGCUUCACCCCCCGCUGCUCCUGUUGCCGCUCGAGACAGGUUCUCUUAAUCAGCAGCAUCGCAGCCUCAGCAGCGUCCCAGCCUCGCGUGCCCGUCACACCGAACGCGGUGGAGUCCUUAGAAGAGAAACUGUAGACAGAUGACCAAUUUUUACGACGAGAAAGAUUUGGAGGAAGACCUCGGUCGAGUAAAUUGCCCCGAUGAGGAUUUGGAGUUUGACUACUUGUUUGAAUAUGAACCAUCUUGCAGCGACUUCGCUGGAGAAGGUGUUCAAGAUGACCCUAACCUCGCAUCCCAGAAGAUCCUCAGCGCAGCGUCUGAGCCGGCUUUUCCUCUGGACGAGGCCUCGUCGUACUGCACCAAGUCCUGCAGUCCCUCCUUCCACGAGCACAACGGCGCCGCGCUCUCCGCAUACGACAGCCCGGAGGUCCGGCACUUCCUGGACGGCACCCGGCCCGCGGGCCUGGCCGUGAGCCCCCGGAUCAAGAUCACCUACUCCCACGAGCACUACAACCACGGGCCCGACUCCCUGCAGAGCCACCACCUGAACAACUGCUGCCGGCCCACCCUCGCCGUGCCCGGCCACGACGCCCUCGCCUACCGCGAGCCCCAGUGCCUGAGUCCCGCCAGCAGCAACUCCUCCGCCAGCUGGCACUCGGAGACCCCCUCCCCCUGGGCGUCGCCCUGCGUGUCCCCCAGCGGCGGCCAGAACCCCGGCGACCUGUGCCCCCGCCUGCAGGGCAUCCAGACGGGCUCGCCGCGCACCUCCCCCUCCACCUCCCCCCGCGCCGAGGACGGCGGCCUGGGCCGGCGCUCGCCCUCCUCCAGGCCCGGGUCGCGCUCCGCCUCCCCGCAGGGCAAGCGCACCUACGACAUGUACAGGAACCCCGGGCUGGUGCCGGGCCACCGCUCCCGCAGCCCCUCCCCCCACGGCGGCGGGCACGAAGACGCCAACGCCAACGCCCACUACGCGCACGGCAGCCCGGCCGACGGCGUCAACGGCUUCGGCGGCGCUCAGCCGGGCCUGGUGCCCACGAAGAUGGGCAAGACGUCCACUCAGGGGUACCCUCUGUACCCAGACGCCCACGGCGACGGCAGCUACCUGGUGUCCUGCGAGCACGACGUCAAGAGCAAACCUGCCCUGGAGCCCUUCUUCGUCAUCCCCCCGAUGUGGCACAAGCCCCUCGUCGCCAACAUGUGCAGCAUCCCCGCGUCCUCGCUGCCGCCGCUGGAGUGGCCCGUGCCCAGUUACACGGACCAGUACGAGCUCCACAUCGAGGUGCAGCCCAGGCCACAUCACAGGGCUCACUACGAGACGGAGGGGAGCAGGGGGGCCGUCAAGGCGCCCACGGGAGGACACCCUGUAGUGCAGUUACAUGGUUACAGAGGCAAGGAGCCACUUGGCCUGCAGAUCUUCAUCGGCACGGCGGAUGAGCGCAUCCUGAAGCCCCACGCCUUCUACCAAGUCCACCGCAUCACCGGCAAGACCGUCACGACGACCAGCUACGAGAAGGUCAUCAACGGCACCAAAGUCCUGGAGAUCCCCCUGGAGCCGAAGAACAACAUGAAAGCAGUGAUCGACUGCGCUGGGAUCCUGAAACUCAGGAACGCUGACAUCGAGCUGAGGAAGGGCGAGACCGACGUGGGUCGGAAAAACACUCGGGUUCGCCUUGUGUUCCGGGUCCACAUACCUCAGUCUGGUGGGCAGCACGUCUCGCUCCAAGUGGCCUCGCAACCCAUUGAAUGCUCCCAGCGUUCUGCACACGAGCUUCCCAUGGUGGAGAAGCAGGACAUGGACAGCUGCUCCGUUCUGGGUGGGCAGCAGAUGAUCCUAACUGGGCAGAACUUCAGCUCCGACUCCAAGGUCAUCUUCACGGAGAAGACCCAGGAUGGGCAGCAGAUCUGGGAAAUGGAAGCAACCGUGGACAAAGACAAGAGCCAGCCUAGCAUGCUGUUCGUGGAGGUGCCCCCCUACCGAGACGCCGCCACUUGCCGCUCUGUCAAGGUCAACUUCUACGUCAUCAAUGGCAAGAGGAAGCGCAGCCAGCCGCAGCAUUUCACCUUCACUCCGCUGCCAUCUCCAUCGAUCAAGACGGAGCCCGUGGACGAGUACGAAGGCGACCACAUGGUCUUUGCCAUCCCUCAGAUCCUGUCCUCCCACCCCUACUACCACCACCCGCGCGGCGUCCUCCCCGACAACCUGCUCCCUAGCAUGUCCCACUGCCAGCGCCUCGGCUCCAGCCUCCCAAACCAGGACACGAGCUUCCAGCAGCAGAGCGCGGCCCUCCUCUACGGCCGCGGGGGGAAGAGUCUUUACCAGCAGACGGCGGCCAUGGUGCCCGAGCCCCACCGCUCGGUCCUGGUCCACACAGGCUCCCCAGCUCAGUCCGCAGCGUCCAUCAUCGCCGGGCAGCCCCCCUCCAUUAUCCAGUUUUCACACACCAACCACCACCUGCUGCAGGCAGGAGACCCUCAAACCGCCGCGGCGCCGCAGCCCGACCCCCAGCAGAUCGUCUACUGCGACGCCUACUCCCCCCAGGCGGCCACCUCCCACUCCCCCACACCCGUCCAGGCUCAGGUGGCGGUCGCCCAGCCGCAGCACUAUUCCACUGUGAUCCAGCAGCAGAAAGGGCAGCAGAAAAGCCCGGUUCCCUCGGGGACCGGGCCGACGUCUCCGGGAGACGGACAGAGGAGAGUGACUGUCAAAGAGGAGAACCUGGACCAGGCCUUCCUAGAUGAUGGUGAGUUGAAUGAGAUCAUACGAAAGGACCUGACUGGUGUCCAGGCCAGAGGGCAGACAUAAAGGAAAGAUAUGGACAGAAAAUAAAAACAUGAUCUCAUCAGCACCCCAACGCAUACACACACACCAGACCAGACCAGCGAGUAACAAUCAGACCUGAUACCUGUGAUAAUACUGCCUGAGGCAAUAAACUCCCACCAUGUUGCCUCAUGCAGCUGAAUGAUCUUUUAUGUAGCAGUGAUUGGUCAUAAGGAUAAUACUUGUAUCUUAGCAAACAUUUUAUAAUAUGAUGCUCAAAUAUUUUUGGUUAUCUCUGCACAUAAUGUAAGUUCAUAUAUACAGUUGAUCAUCUCCUGUUGAGUGCAGUUUAAAAUGAAAUGCACACUGCCUUAAAUAGAAAUUAACUAUUGUUACACACCCCAGUAUGCACUGUAUUCAAUAACGAGGGGAAUUUUACUACUUUUUAUAUAAUAUAAAGUUUUGUGAAUAAUACACGGUUGGCUUUCUUGCCUUUUUAGUUAGAUAUUAGUAUAUAUAAAUCCCAAAGUUGAUUGUAAUAACAUCUAAGGCAACAUUUCCAAAGCAUUUACUCUGUAUAGGGUCUUGUGUAUAGUUGAGUUUUGAGUCCACUUAUAAUGACAAUCAUUAUACUUUUUGUCUGCCUGUGAGCAGAAACUUAAUAUUUGUCAAUGUAAAGAACAUGCAUUUUUAUUUAUGCUAUUGCUAACAUACUGUAGGAACAAUAGUGACAUACAGUAGGGAUUGUUGUUGUGAUAAUACAGCUUUGUUAGCUGUUUUUUUCAGAGUGAACUGGAUUUAUUAUAUGCAAUUUAUAUGAUUUUAACAUAAAGGUCUAGAAAAAAAAAUAAAGAGACAAUCAUAAACAAAUAUAGAACUGAAUGUCAAUGUUUAAUAUUUCAAGUAUUUGAUGAAAAAAAAAAACUAUUUUGUAAUAUUAGUGAGGCUAAUGUUGAUUCAUUGAUUCCAUCCCUCAUUGAGCCAGUACAGAACAGGUGCAUUUGACAUUUCUUGAAUGUAAUCUUUACGAAAUAAUUUUCCCCAUUUCUGUAAAUAUUAGGUUGACGAUUGUCUGUGUAAUGAUUAGGUUUGACAAAAUACCUGAUCUCUUUCAUGCGUGUAUCUUUAUCUGAUGCAUAUGUUUAAAAUUACACAUUUUACAGGUAUUGUUAUUUUUCUUACGCAAAUCUUUUUAAAAUAUUCUAAUAAUAGUCUAUAUUUUUCUUUUGUUUGUCAUAUCGUUGUUUUGUAUUAUGAUUUGCUUGGAUUAAUUUGCUAAUGAUUAUUUUAUUCACUAUGUUGUGAAACCAUAAAAAGCCUUUCCCAUGCUAUUUUUCUAUCCUCAAAAGUAGUAAUAAAUAAUAAACAUCUGCAUCAUGA